CCCUAAAUUUUGAUUUGCCGACCAACUUUCGAUGCUGUAAACAGAAAUUAUUUAAAUUUAACAAGAUUUCAAUUAAAAUUCGGGUUAAAAAUGGGUCAGAAACGUCAAUCCGACGCCUUGGUAGAAGUCCAAACGAAAAAAUCGCGCAACAAUGAACUGGUUCCACUCACGAAUAAGGAUAAACAGUUGCUUGAAGCUGGAAUUUCUCGCACCAGCAGUCUCUUUUCCCCAAUUAUGUGCUUGGAAGGACAUCAAGCUGAUGUUUUUUCAUGCGAAUUUCAUCCGGAGGGCGAACAUUUGGUCUCAUCGGGGGCUGAUCGACAAAUUUACAUUUGGAAAACGUUUGGCGAAUGCGAGAACGUUGGAGUACUGAAUGGACACACAAAUGCUGUUACUGAAGUGCAUUUUUCGCCCGACGGAAGUCAUUUGUACACAAGUUCGAUUGAUAAAAAUUGCGCCGUUUGGGAUGUCGCCACAUGCACGCGCAUCCGCAAGCUCCGGGGACACACAAAUUUCGUGAAUUCGUGUCGGGGAGCGCGGCGUGGCACCGAAAUGGUCGUUUCGGGGUCAGAUGAUCGCUCGAUUCGGCUCUGGGAUGCCCGGAAAAAGUUCGCUGUUCAAACAAUUGAGACGCCGUAUCAAGUGACUGCCGUUUGUUUCAACGACACGAGCGAACAGGUCAUCUCGGGAGGCAUCGAUAACGUUUUAAAGCUCUGGGAUCUGCGAAAAAAUGAAGUUUUGUUCGAGAUGAAGGGUCAUACAGAUACCAUUACUGGCGUGAGUUUGUCGCCGGAUGGCGCCUACGUGUUGAGCAAUUCCAUGGAUAAUACGCUGCGGAUUUGGGAUAUUCGGCCUUAUGUGUCGGGAGAGCGGUUGAUAAAGAUUUUUGGCGGGCAUCAACACAACUUUGAGAAACAUUUGCUGAAAGCGGCGUGGUCUCCGGACUCGCAACGUGUCUCUUGCGGAUCUGCUGAUCGACUGUUGUACAUUUGGGAUGUGCCGUCGAGUCGCAUUUUAUACAGGCUGCCGGGUCACAAUGGAUCCAUUAACGAUGUUGACUUCCAUCCAACCGAACCGAUAAUUUUGAGUGGCAGCAGUGACAAAACUUUGUACUUGGGUGAACUUGAUGCAUAAUAUUGAUAAGAAUGUGCAUUCGUUUGAUUGAAAAAAAAAAUAAAUACUAAUUAAUAGAGCAUUAAUUUUGUCAUUCAUGUGAGUCUCGGAAUGUACUUGGGCUAAAAGAAGUUUCGAAAA
Molecule: messenger RNA, 1254 nt
Organism: Culicoides brevitarsis
Lineage: Eukaryota; Metazoa; Arthropoda; Insecta; Diptera; Ceratopogonidae
Product: U5 small nuclear ribonucleoprotein 40 kDa protein-like
Exons: 3
Coding region: 91-1134 (347 amino acids)
Cellular component (GO): catalytic step 2 spliceosome
Molecular function (GO): RNA binding; protein binding
Source: RefSeq, a predicted model, not a curated record